This is a messenger RNA of Cololabis saira (Pacific saury), 3690 nucleotides long. Its product is annotated as potassium voltage-gated channel subfamily D member 2-like. Lineage: Eukaryota; Metazoa; Chordata; Actinopteri; Beloniformes; Belonidae. Bases 412 to 2280 code for a protein of 622 amino acids. Gene Ontology annotation, molecular function: A-type (transient outward) potassium channel activity; protein binding. Gene Ontology annotation, biological process: potassium ion transmembrane transport; protein homooligomerization. The transcript is spliced from 7 exons. Gene Ontology annotation, cellular component: voltage-gated potassium channel complex; membrane. The record is from RefSeq and is a predicted model, not a curated record.
GUGGUGAGGAAGGGGGAGGGUGGUCUUGCAGUCCACGAGAGGAACAGGAGUUUAUUGAAGCUGCAACGAGAGGGGGAGAAAAAAAACCCCUCUGCAUGAGCCCUGCGGAUGGUGAGGGAAGAAACGGGACUAAUGACCACUUUACGCAGAGAGACCGCGGCUCCAAUUGUUUAACUUGUUGAUGCAACAUCAUUGCUCUGUUUUUUUUUCUUUCUUUCUUCCAUCGUCUGGUAGUCUGCAGUCAGUGACAAAUAGAUGGGUGUUGGAACUGCAAGUACUCUCCUCCGAGCAUAGGUAUUUUGACUGAACUGACCGUGGAUGCAGUUUAAUGGGCAAUCUUCUCUAAUAAGAUGCGAUUCAUCGUGACAGCCGGGAGCAGGGUCGUAUUCUGAAGCAGUUACCAGGUCAAGCAUGGCAGCAGGUGUGGCGGCGUGGCUGCCCUUCGCCCGCGCGGCGGCCAUCGGGUGGAUGCCCGUGGCGAGCACGCCGAUGCCCGUGCCCCCUCACGACCGCAGGAAGGGCCAGGACGGACUCAUCGUCCUCAACGUGAGCGGCACCAAGUUCCAGACGUGGCGCACCACGCUGGAGCGCUACCCGGACACGCUGCUGGGCAGCACGGAGCGCGACUUCUUCUUCCACGAGGAGACCAGCGAGUACUUCUUCGACCGCGACCCGGACAUCUUCAGGCACAUCCUCAAUUUCUACCGCACGGGCAAGCUGCACUACCCGCGCCAGGAGUGCAUCUCCGCCUACGACGAAGAGCUCACCUUCUUCGGCAUCAUCCCGGAGAUCAUCGGCGACUGCUGCUACGAGGAGUACAAGGACCGCCGGCGCGAGAACGCGGAGCGGCUGCAGGACGACGAGGAGAUGGACAUGAGCAACGAGGUGGCGCCGGUCAACCUCACCGUGCGGGAGUACCUGUGGCGCGCGUUUGAGAACCCGCACACCAGCACGCUGGCGCUGGUUUUCUACUAUGUGACGGGAUUUUUCAUCGCCAUCUCGGUGAUGGCCAACGUGGUGGAGACGGUUCCGUGCGGGACGCUGCCCAACAGGUCCAAGGAGGCGUCCUGCGGAGAGCGUUACGCGCUGGCCUUCUUCUGCCUGGACACGGCGUGCGUCAUGAUAUUCACGGUCGAGUAUCUGCUGCGCCUGAUCGCUGCUCCCAGCCGCUAUAAGUUCAUGAAAAGUGUGAUGAGCGUCAUCGACGUGGUGGCGAUCAUGCCCUACUACAUCGGCCUGGUCAUGACCGACAACGACCAGGUGAGCGGCGCGUUCGUGACGCUCAGGGUCUUCAGGGUCUUUCGGAUUUUCAAGUUCUCCCGGCACUCGGCGGGGCUUCGCAUCCUGGGCUACACCUUGAAGAGCUGCGCCUCCGAGCUGGGCUUCCUGCUCUUCUCCCUUACCAUGGCCAUCAUUAUCUUUGCCACUGUCAUGUUUUAUGCAGAGAAAGGCUCCACGGCAAGCAAGUUCACCAGUAUCCCCGCGGCGUUUUGGUACACCAUUGUCACCAUGACAACACUGGGGUACGGUGACAUGGUGCCAAAAACAAUUGUGGGGAAGGUAUUUGGGUCCAUAUGCUCUCUGAGUGGGGUGCUGGUCAUUGCCUUACCCGUCCCUGUCAUUGUGUCAAACUUCAGCCGUAUCUACCACCAAAGCCAGCGGGCGGAGAAACGACGAGCCCAGAGGAAAACUCGCCUUGCUAGAAUCCGCGCUACGAAGAUUCGAGGCACUAAUGCGUUUUUGCGCUUCAAACAAAAUGGGCUCCUGAUCGACUCGCUGGAGGAGGCCUCCAAGGAGGCAGGACAAGCCCUGGUGGCCAAGGCCGCGACCCCUCCUUUCGAGUGUCAACAUAAUCAUCUGCUGCACUGCCUGGAGAAGACCACGAAUCACGAGUUUGUGGACGAGCAGACGUUUCAGGCCAACUGCAUGGAGAUCUCCGUGGUGAACAAGGCCGGCUCUCGCACAUCCUCGCUGUCCUCGUCUCCGCGGGGCCUCAGCUCAUGCUGCUCCCGGCGCCACAGGAAGAAGAGCAGCUUCAGCCUCCCCAGCACAAACAACCAGGAGCUGAGCACCAUACAGAUAAGAGAGAGGCCUAUGGCCAACAGCCGCUCCAGCCUGAAUGCCAAACUCGAUGAGACUGUGCCCUUGAAAUGUGAUGAACCUUACAUCUGCCCGUCCAUGGUCAGCCUAUCUGCCCCGGUGGUGGCCUCAUCAGACGAGGACACCUCCACCACCACAGUGUACUCUCAGAGCAACAUUGUCCGAGUAUCUGCCUUGUAGAUGUCACGCCUAUCUGAUCUGAUCAGCUGACUGGUCUCAGAAAGCACCAGAUGCUGAGGAGAGGGACCACCGAGCAUCAACCUGCCAUAAUCUAGAGGGAUUAUAAGAUUAACAGAGGUUGGGGUUUUUCUAAGUAGUGAUCUCAUCUGAUGUCAAACUCUGCAUGGUAUUAAAAAAAAAAAAAAGUGAUGUGGACAGCUGCUUUGGAAGUAGAAACGCAUCAGCAGAUCUUGCGUCAUUAAGCACAGCAGAGCGAGGAGGUGUUGGGAAUGCGUGAUCGUCAUCGUUGCCUAUGUAUACCGAGGAAAAAACUUUAUUUUUGAAUAUGUAAUGUUGUUGUAUUUGUUGUCUCUGAUUCAGACUUGGGAAGGCAGAUGUUUAGAGGCCAUUUUUAAUGGUCUCUGUUGACAAAGCACACGUACUCAUUACCUGAUGGCCAUCUUUGUCAAUAUUAAAUCACUCUGCUUACACGUUUGACAUUCACAUCACUCACCGCUCAGUUGCAUAGAUUGUUUUGAGACCCCUGAAUUAAAUGCUGUUGUAUCUUAUCCUCACUGUUGUUAAUCCCCCCCCACCCCACCCCCCCAAAAAAAAAGUUUAAAUCCAGUGGAAUGGAUAACUAUUGUGAAUAUUCAUGAACUGACUCAUUACCUGGUUGAUGUCAUCGCUUGAUGAGUAAAAUAUAUGACGCAUCCUGACAUGUUUGUGAAAUGUACAAGUGAAAGUCAAAUGACAAACUCUGUGUCAGCUUACAUACUUUACAUUUUGGACCUGUGUGAAAGCCACAAUUGUUAGUGAACAACUGAUACAGAGAACUUUACAGGGUAUAUAUUAGUUAGGGCACAAAGUAGAAGCAUUAAGUGAAUGUUCUUGGCAACACUUAACUAAUACUAACCCUAAUGUGGACACAAACUGUAGUACUGACCUGGAAAACCUUAUGGAAGAGUGUUGAACAUCGCUCCCAUUGACUUCCUCACAAAAGAUUAGAUUCAAGAUCAAGAAUUGUUGUGUUAAAGGGCCAUUUUGUAUAUUUUUCAUAUUGUAAAUAUCUCAGAACUUUUAUCAAUGCAUUCAACGUUGGGUCCUCUUAUUUCUAGAUUUAGCUGAACAGUUGUUGGCAAACUUUUUUCUGUCUGUUAUCUGGUUGAAUUAAGGAUUUGCAUGCCAUCAUUGCCGAAUUCUGUUUUAUUCAAGUAUGUCUCUGCUUCUUGUUGGAGGUUUGUCAGUUCAAACGAGACCAAUGGAGGGAAACACAGUGAGGCUGGUGUUCUGAUGUAAGUUCUGCAACACGUUGCUUUUAAUAAAAUGCAAAUUUUGUCAUGGGCUGCAUAUAUAUAUAUAUAAAGGGUAAGGAAACGGGGGCAAAUAAUCACACAUUGUGCAUUUUUUGGUGCAGUGGAUAGAAUAAAC